AUGCGCCAACGAUUCACCUUUUCUCGCGGUAGCCAGGGACGACACCGCGCUUCUACCAUCAAUUCGUCCGGUGCUAUAAGUACACCUAGCAGCCGCCCUCGCUCAUCUACUACCCCCGUCUCUUCCAACACUACGGAGAUUGCGUGGCACAACACAGACAACAGUCGAUACUACCAUUUCACCGAUGAGCCCGGAUACUUUUGUCCCUCGUCACCUAUCAUCAGCCGCCAGGAUAUCGCAGAAGACCUAGAAGAUGAGAUUACACACACUUGCACAAUGCUUGUUCACGAUAUCGACCAAGGACUACCAAUAUUGCCUUCUCUCAACACAGCACUGCGUACAAGCAAUGGCAGUGAUGGCAUGGUCCGAGCUUCAUAUGAAACGCAUCCUGAAUUCCAGGACCAAAUGACCCAUGUUUCGCCUCGAAUGACAACCGCAAAGGAAUUCGCCGCAUGCAAGCCUAUGCAUGACUCGGGUGUUGCUUUCAGCGCCCAGUCAUCAAGACGUGGCCAACACGGCCGAGACAGCUUGUCAGCCACUAGGGCUUCAGCUGGAGCGGGGAGAUUCUACGGACGACGAUCUCCACCCGAAGAGCCUUGCGAAAGGGGUCGCCAGCGUGGACGAAGCUUUGCCACAGAUGCCACCUCCUUGUGCUCUCGAUCUCGAUCCCGCACUUCCAGCUUCGACAUGUUCCCCUAUAGUCCUCCCCAAUCCACCGCAUUAUGGUCCCACAAUAUCAGAAAGGAUAUCGCACCCUCAGCCAACCUCUUCUCCGAGCCGGAAUCCCUCCUCGGCGCAGAGGGAAUGGCCUGGCUCCGCGCUAACGACGAUAUGCACCGUCUUGGCGACAGAAACAGCCCAUGCCAAAGCGACGAGCACGCCGGCCUUACACCCUUCCUUCUUUCGGGUCCCGGCCCACGCCGUUUCUACAGCACCCGCCAACUACCAUCGGCAAAGGCCCUGGGCCCGCGCGAAUCGUCCUGCGAGCUCCACAGCGGCCUUUCCGUACGCAGUCUCCCCUUUGACAGCGAUCUCCACAAUCCCCAUUCAACGCAAGCGUACAAGGCACAAACCUACUCGCUAGUCAUCACGCCCGACGCAAACGGACCGGCCCGCCACAAACGUAAGAAGGCAUCCCAACUCUUCAAAAAGUUAGCUGGAAUAGGCAUGCGGCGCAAAGAGGAACCCGUCGAAUUCAGGAGGCCCAUGGUUGCUGCUGCGUGA
Penicillium atrosanguineum is the source of this 1224-nucleotide messenger RNA. RefSeq names its product Thioredoxin. The record is from RefSeq and is a predicted model, not a curated record. Bases 1 to 1224 code for a protein of 407 amino acids. The transcript has a single exon. Lineage: Eukaryota; Fungi; Ascomycota; Eurotiomycetes; Eurotiales; Aspergillaceae.